AUGAAUGAGGGUGCUGGCGAGCUACGAGACGCUGCUGACAAGGCGAUUGCGGAGGAGAGGGCCCAAUGCGGUCGAGAACUCGAGGCAAAAGACCGGACCAUGCAGACUCUGCAGGCUGCCAAAGCCUCUGCUGAAGCUACCGCACAGGAGACCAUCAGUCAACUGCAAGACAGCCUGUCCCAGCUCGAGUCAAGUUUCAAGAACUGCGAUUGGAUGUUCUGCGCUGCCGAACUCUCGAAGUGCCACUAUCUGAUGACCUUGAAUAUGGACGGAUCCAUGCACUACGGAUUCCCAUCAUGGGCUCAAAUGCUGGAGGAAGCCAAUACGGACGUCUCUGGCUACUAUAGCCGCUUUAAGUCUGACCAAGCAAAUCGAGAAACUGUUGAACAGGUCCGUCAGAAUAACCUCGAUCGUUUCCAUAUCGAGAGCUACUGUAACGAGUGGCUCGACAGUCGGGGCGUCAAACGACAGCCUGAGGAUGAUUCAGAUGGGCUCAGAUUCAACGAAGUGGGGCUUAAGUUGGCACCACUGGAGCCAGUGGCAGAGCACGACCCUAUGAGAGGACACGGGCCCACGGGAGAAACCAGACCGAUGGAGGAGCUAGACGAAUUUGACAACAACCUCCUCGGACUUCUGCACAACGAGCUAGGGCUCACGGGUUAG
This is a messenger RNA of Bacidia gigantensis, 663 nucleotides long. RefSeq lists its product as uncharacterized. The record is from RefSeq and is a predicted model, not a curated record. The transcript has a single exon. Lineage: Eukaryota; Fungi; Ascomycota; Lecanoromycetes; Lecanorales; Ramalinaceae. Bases 1 to 663 code for a protein of 220 amino acids.